Messenger RNA from Penicillium olsonii, 2868 nucleotides. NCBI's taxonomy places the organism in Eukaryota, Fungi, Ascomycota, Eurotiomycetes, Eurotiales, Aspergillaceae. The record is from the annotation of a GenBank genome assembly.
AUGGCGUCGUUCCUCGAAAAUACCUACAGUUUGGUCCAUCUGGACAAUGCUGCUGACCAGCCGACUGUGCAGGAGCUCAAGCUGCAGCUGGAGAAAGGCACCGAUGAAACCAAGUUGGAAACCAUGCGGACAAUUAUCACCAUCAUGCUCAAUGGCGACCCCAUGCCACAAAUCUUAAUGCACAUUAUUCGCUUUGUGAUGCCCUCCAAAAGCAAGCCUUUGAAGAAGCUGCUUUACUUCUUCUACGAAAUCUGCCCCAAGCACGAUUCCACCGGCAAGCUUAAGCAGGAGAUGAUCUUGGUCUGUAACGGUAUUCGCAACGAUCUUCAGCAUCCCAACGAAUACAUCCGCGGUAAUACGCUACGAUUCCUCAGCAAACUGCGCGAACCCGAACUUAUCGAACCCCUCCUCUCCUCCGCACGCUCGUGCUUAGAGCACCGCCAUGCUUAUGUUCGCAAGAACGCUGUUUGGGCCGUGUCAUCUAUCUUCCAGCAUUCCGAGUCCCUUAUCCCAGAUGCCCCCGAGCUGCUCCAGGUGUUCCUUGAGUCGGAGACAGACAGCACCUGCAAGCGCAAUGCGUUCGCAGCGCUUAUGUCUAUCAGCCACCAGAAGGCGCUCGAAUACUUGCGCACCACAUUCGACACUAUUCCCAACACCGAUGAGCUACUUCAAUUAGCAGAGUUGGAGUUCCUCCGCAAGGACGCAGUGCAGAACACACAAAAUAAGUCCAAAUACCUGAAGCUCAUGCUCGAGCUCCUUGAUGCGUCCACGAGUACUGUCGUUUACGAAGCCGCGACUUCUCUUACUGCCCUCACCAGCAACCCAGUCGCCGUCAAGGCUGCCGCUGGCAAGCUGAUCGAGCUCGCCAUACGGGAAGCCGACAACAAUGUGAAGCUUAUCUGUCUUGAGCGUGUCGACCAGCUCCGAAUCCGAAAUGAGGGUGUUCUGGACGAUCUGACUAUGGAGGCCCUGCGCGUCCUUAGCAGCCCGGAUAUCGAUGUCCGGAGAAAAGCCCUUAACCUCGCUAUGGAGAUGGUCUCCAGCAAGAACGUGGAAGAGAUCAUCAUGCUGCUCAAGAAGGAGCUUGCCAAGACCGUUGAUGAACAAUAUGAACAGAACAGCGAGUACCGUCAACUUUUGGUGCAGUCAAUACACUCCUGCGCUAUCAAGUUCUCCGAGAUUGCUGCCAGUGUCGUUGAUCUCUUGAUGGAUUUUAUUGCCGACUUCAAUAAUAACUCCGCUGUCGAUGUGAUCUCAUUCGUCAAGGAGGUCGUGGAGAAAUUCCCUGACCUGCGUAGCUCGAUCAUCGCCCGUCUAGUUUCGACUUUGAGCGAAGUUCGCGCCGGAAAGGUCUACCGUGGAGUCCUCUGGGUCGUUGGUGAAUACUCCCUGGAGGAGAAGGAUAUUCGCGAUGCUUGGAAGACCAUCAGAGCCAGUCUUGGUGAAAUUCCUAUCUUGGCAUCUGAGCAGCGCCUCCUGGAUGAGGUUCCUGAUGACAACGCCUUGCUCCUAGAGCAGGCCAAUGGGCAAUCGAAGGCCGCGCCUACCGGAUCCCGCAAGGUGCUUGCGGACGGCACAUACGCCACCGAGAGCGCCCUGACCAGCCAGUCUGCUGCUGCCGCCCGCCUCGAGGCCGUGAAGGCCGCACAGAAGCCUCCAUUGCGCCAACUCAUCUUGGACGGUGACUACUACCUCUCCACGGUCCUCUCGUCAACCCUGACCAAGUUGGUCAUGCGCCACUCCGAGGUGUCUGAGGAUACCGCUCGCACCAACGCCCUCCGUGCUGAAGCCAUGCUCAUCAUGAUCUCCAUCAUGCGUGUCGGCCAAUCUCCCUUCGUCAAGGCCCCUAUCGAUGAGGAUUCAGUGGAUCGCAUCAUGACCUGUGUGCGCUCUCUGGCAGAAUUCUCCGAGAAGAAGGAACUCGAGGCCACUUUCCUGCAGGACACCCGAAAGGCGUUCCGGGCUAUGGUUCAGGUUGAAGACAAGAAACGCGCUGCCAAGGAGGCCGUUGAGAAGGCCAAGACUGCCGUGCAGAUUGACGAUGCCAUCCCCAUUCGCCAAUUCACCAAGAAGAACUCUGUUGAGGGAGCCGAAGAGAUCGAGUUGGACCUUGUCAAGGCUACCGGGGGCGAUUCCACCGUGGAAAAUGUCUCCUCUAAGCUCAGCCGUGUGGUCCAAUUGACCGGUUUCUCAGACUCCGUGUACGCGGAAGCGUAUGUCACCGUUCACCAGUUCGAUAUCGUUCUCGACGUCCUCUUGGUCAACCAGACCACCGACACCCUGCAGAACUUGUGCGUCGAAUUCGCAACUCUGGGUGACCUGAAGGUUGUCGAGCGUCCCUCCACCAACAACCUGGGUCCUAGGGACUUCUUGAACGUCCAGGCCACUAUCAAGGUGUCUUCUACUGACACCGGAGUUAUCUUUGGUAACAUCGUCUACGACGGUGCCAGCUCAACUGAGACCCACGUGGUCAUUCUUAACGACAUCCACGCUGAUAUUAUGGACUACAUUCAGCCUGCUCACUGCACCGAGACUCAAUUCCGGACUAUGUGGACCGAGUUUGAAUGGGAGAAUAAGGUUAACAUCAACUCCAAGGCCAAGACUCUCCGCGAGUUCCUGAAGCAGCUGAUGGAGAGCACCAACAUGGCUUGUUUGACGCCCGAUGCUUCACUCAAGGGUGACUGCCGCUUCCUUAGCGCAAAUCUGUAUGCCCGCAGUGUUUUCGGCGAGGAUGCACUAGCAAACCUGAGUAUCGAGAAGGAAGGAGAUGAUGGACCCAUCACCGGAUUUGUGCGCAUCAGAAGUCGCUCGCAGGGUCUGGCACUGAGCCUGGGCUCCCUGAAGGGCCUCAAGGCGGCGGCGGCUUAA